GGAGUCCAGACUUCCUUAAGGCCCAGGGCACAGCUCCACGCAUGCUCAGCACCUACCAGGGUCGAGCUCACACACGUGCUUACGACCCGCCGCGGCGCCUGCGCGGUAGCAGCGCAGAGUCGGUGCCCUUAGUACGGCGCUGGCACCUUUAGUCUCGCCGGCCGCGCGAACCCGUUUGUGCUCAGUAUCCUAGUGCACACGCCUUGCAAGCGACGGCGCCAUGAGUCUGACUUCCAGUUCCAGCGUACGAGUUGAAUGGAUCGCAGCAGUUACCAUUGCUGCUGGGACAGCUGCAAUUGGUUAUCUAGCUUACAAAAGAUUUUAUGUUAAAGAUCAUCGAAAUAAAGCUAUGAUAAACCUUCACAUCCAGAAAGACAACCCCAAGAUAGUACAUGCUUUUGACAUGGAGGAUUUGGGAGAUAAAGCUGUGUACUGCCGUUGUUGGAGGUCCAAAAAGUUCCCAUUCUGUGAUGGGGCUCACACAAAACAUAACGAAGAGACUGGAGACAAUGUGGGCCCUCUGAUCAUCAAGAAAAAAGAAACUUAAAUGGACACUUUUGAUGCUGCAAAUCAGCUUGUUGUGAAGUUACCUGAUUGUUUAAUUAGAAUGACUACCACCUCUGUCUAAUUCACCUUCGCUGGGUUCUAAAUGUGGUGUAUUGCAAACUGCAGCUUUCACAUUCAUGGCAUUUGUCUUGAUGAAACAUCGUGGUGCACAUUUGUUUAAACAAAAAAAAAAAAAAAAGGAAAAACCAACCUCGUGGCCUGUGGGUUAUUUUGGUCUUGUAAGGAUCCGUUUCUUUAAAAUAUUGACAUAUAGAGUUGUAUCUUACAUAGAAUAUAGUUGUAUCUUGAAGUCAACAUAUUAAAUUAUUCUCAAAAUUAUGUAUUUGCAGAUUGUACUUGUAAGUUUCAAAGAAAAAUUACCAUCUUUUCAUAUUAACCUAGAAACUAAAUAUGAUGUGAUUCAGCUAUAUAAAUUUCUUAAUACAAUCUAGGAAAGACCUGUUGUGACCUUGAUUUUCUUGACAUUGGUAAUGACAUUGAGAAAGUAUGGCUUCUGUUUUUCACAGUUUUCAAUCAAAAUGAUUGAUGAAUGUUAUUCUGCUUAAUUUCACAAGUAAGGUCAAUAAUAAAGGGGUGGUAACUUCUUCGUAUUCAUCUUCAUAGAUACUUAAUGAAGAUGGAUCCAUUAAAGGAGCUAAUAGUGAAAAUGUAGUUAAAAGUGAUAUUAGAUUUAAAUUAGUCAUGAAGAAUGUCUUAAAAUCUAAUGUUCCAGAAUUCUGGCCCAAGGAAUGGUAAGCACUUGAACUGAGGACUUUGAAGGAAUUGGAGCACAUAAUGUCAAGCCUUUUGAUCACUAAGCCACAUAUCCUGACAGAAAUAGUAGUCACAAGAUUAGAUCAAAGGCGUGGGAAGAUUUUUUUUCCCACUCUAGCUAAUGAAGCACAUGGCUUUUAAAUUGUAUGAUCUUUUUCUUAAAAGCAAAAAUUUGAAGACAAGUGUUUGUUUAUGUAAUAUUCUUCAAAGACUCAGAGCAGAAACAUUGCAUUCAUUGUUGAUUCAGAAAAAAGAAAAUAUAAAAACAAAAUAAUUAGCAAUAAAAGAGUUAAGACAAAUAAUUCAUAAUAUUUUUAAAGAGAGAUUAGAUUUUUGAAUUUCAUAGGUUAGAAGGAAAAUCAUGGCAAAAUAUAUAGAAAAUCGGGCAAACAUAAUUGAAAUUGAUUAAGCUGGUAAACAUCUUCAUUAUUUAUUUUAGUUUACAUGAAUUCUCAGCAGUAGUCGAUCACAGGUUUGUACUUGAUAAAAUCCAUUUACCUUGACAGGAAUCAAACCUGACAUCAACAUUCCUCUGUAAUAUAUCAUCAUGGCUAUUUUUAAAUACAUAGUUUUGUGUAUUACUGUAGAUAAAAGAUGGUAACAGAAUUGUACACUGGUUUUAAGAAGCCUGUGUAACUAACUUGGACAUGUCUUUAAGUCACAUAUUCAUCAUAAAAUCUAAAAUCCUACAAACUGAUUCUAUUAGAUUCUUAGGGUAAGUUUUUUCUUUGCCCACCUCCUUUUUAAAAUAAGUAUGCAUGUCAGCAAAACAGAGCAAUCAUGCUUUUAAAGAUGAAUUGUUUUAUAGAAAACUAAAUGCAUCAGCUCCCAAUGUUUCUGAUAAAGGGACAUCCUUCUAACUUAACAGACUGUUCUUUAUCUUGAAUUUGAAAUUAUAUUGUUAAUCAUGCGUUUUUGUAAUGUCAGGGGGAAGCUGGUACCAGUUCUCAAAACUGUAGGAUUAUAUGAGUGUGUGUAUAUGUAUGGCAAAAUUAUAAAUGACCACCUUACUGUGAAAUACAGAUCUUGAGCAUUUUGAAAGGCCAAAAUAAUUAAGUAAAUGUAUUUUCAAGGUCAUGUUAAAAUUUUUACAUGCUCUUGAACUAGCAUUCAUUUAUGAUUAAAACCUUUUCAGGUUAUUUAACCUAAAAACCAAAGUGAGUGUGGUUAGGUUAAUAUGAGAUUUUUUUUACACAGAAAUCAUCGUGUGCAAUUACUGUUCUAGCUAAGCACCUUAAUGCUUCUAAGUGCUUUUCAUUUUGUUAAGGCAAGACAAGUGGGACUUUCAUCCUUUUUUUCUGUGUCAUUUAUAUUCUAAUUAUUUCUGAAGAGUUUUUACUAGGUUGAGAAGUUUCUAAUGUGAAAAAUCUUGUUCAUCUGUUCAUGCAACAGACAUUUAUUAGGCAUCUGUAGACCAUAUAAUUGAGACAGAGAAACAUUUUGGAGAAUUAGAAGCUUACACUAUUUAUGGCAUAGGUUAUGUAAUUAUGGUAAUUUAUGAUUUAUUCUCUUGACAGAAACAGCUACAACCAUGUAUACCUACUAUUUCUACUACAAAGUAGGUGAGAUUUUUUGAUUUUACAUUAGGUAGGUUUUUGAUUUGAUUUUGCUUUAAGAUAGGCAUUGACUAUGACUCCUGAUUAGCAACGUACAGUAUUUUGUGCUUGGGUAUCUGUGAGGGUGUGUAAUUCUAGCUGUCAAAAGCUGUGCUUUUUCUCCUUGAUUUUAAUACUAGCUGACCUCAGGCAAAGCCACUCACCUCUCAGCCUUUUAAACUGUGAAGUGAAUGGACUAAAUGGCAUUUUAGGCAAUUGUUCCCAGAUUCUAGACCAAGACUGAAUUUUCAGCUCUCCUCAAAGGAAAAAUGUAAAUAAUACUGAUAGAAAGCUCAAAUUUGAUUUUUUAUUAUGAUUAUUUCAGCUCUUGUAGUAUUGAAGUGUCUUUUAUGAAAUGUUGAUGGUAGUAGCUUGGCAAAAUAAUAAGGUGGCAGCGCAAUGUUGGUCCCUACUUUUUUUUUUCACUGCUCCAUGGAAUUUAAAAGUCUGGGAACCACUAAGCCAUCUAAAGUUCUGAGACUUAUUAAGGUAUUAAAAUAACAGUUUUAUUUUGAGAUUUAGUUUGUGUUAUAUGGAAUUUUUCAUUAGCACAAUGGGUUGACGCUUCAUGGAAAGUUACUACAAAAAAAGAAAAAAAGUCUUUACUUCCAUCCGGUUUACCAUCAUGGAUCCAAAUCAAGGGUAAAGGCAAUACAUCCUAAUGUCUUCCCAACCGAUAACUUUAAUUAAAUGAUUAAAUAAAAUACACAACAGGGAGAUCGAUUGUUAACAUGUGUUAACUGAAAUUGCCAGGAUCACCCUAAAGGGGAAAAAAUGUCUAAUCAGUGAAGAAAUAUAAGAUUAUAAAUGAGAAGUGUUGCUAUGGUGUUAGCUCUUACAUCCCUGAACAACAAAAAAGUUCAACCCGAAGCAUGGAACAGAAAAAUGCUGAGCUUAGAGUGUUGUCAGCUAGAUAUUGUAUAAAGUAGAUGUUCUCUUUAAUA
Molecule: messenger RNA, 3859 nt
Organism: Piliocolobus tephrosceles (Ugandan red Colobus)
Lineage: Eukaryota; Metazoa; Chordata; Mammalia; Primates; Cercopithecidae
Gene: CISD1
Product: CDGSH iron sulfur domain 1
Exons: 3
Coding region: 221-547 (108 amino acids)
Biological process (GO): regulation of autophagy
Cellular component (GO): mitochondrial outer membrane; intracellular membrane-bounded organelle
Molecular function (GO): 2 iron, 2 sulfur cluster binding
Source: RefSeq, a predicted model, not a curated record